Camarhynchus parvulus is the source of this 3040-nucleotide messenger RNA. It is a transcript of the gene TMEM184C, whose product is annotated as transmembrane protein 184C. Bases 190 to 1527 code for a protein of 445 amino acids. The record is from RefSeq and is a predicted model, not a curated record. Gene Ontology annotation, molecular function: transporter activity. Lineage: Eukaryota; Metazoa; Chordata; Aves; Passeriformes; Thraupidae. The transcript is spliced from 10 exons. Gene Ontology annotation, biological process: transport.
UGGGUGGGAGCCCCAGGGCGGGACCGGGCCGGGCCGGGAUACCGAGCGCCACUGGGAUACCGAGAGCUAGCCGGGAUACGGAGCCGAGGCACGGAGCUGAGGCGGCGGCCCCGCCGGUGAUGCGCACUCCGCAGGGGCUGCCGGCCCGCUGAGGUCGGUGCGAGGAGCGCCGGCGGCGGCGGCGCGGCCAUGCCGUGCACCUGCGGGAACUGGCGGCGAUGGAUCCGGCCGCUCGUGGUGCUGCUCUACAUCGUGGGGCUGCUGGUGGUGGUGCCGCUCUGCGUGUGGGAGCUGCAGAAGCUGGAGGUUGGAAUUCAUACCAAGGCAUGGUUUAUCGCUGGGAUAUUUCUGCUAAUGACUAUCCCAAUAUCUCUCUGGGGGAUACUGCAACACUUAGUCCAUUACACUCAACCUGAAUUGCAGAAACCAAUAAUAAGGAUUCUGUGGAUGGUGCCGAUUUACAGUUUAGACAGUUGGAUAGCUUUGAAAUACCCCAAGAUUGCAAUAUAUGUGGAUACAUGUCGAGAAUGCUAUGAAGCUUAUGUCAUCUAUAACUUUAUGGUUUUUCUUUCAAAUUACUUAACCAACCGGUACCCAAACCUGGUGUUAAUAAUAGAGGCGAAAGAUCAGCAGAGACAUCUGCCCCCUCUCUGUUGCUGUCCCUCGUGGGCUAUGGGAGAAGUUUUAUUAUUUAGAUGUAAACUGGGUGUUUUGCAGUACACUGUUGUCAGACCAUUUACUACCAUCAUUGCUUUAAUUUGUGAACUGGUGGGAGUGUAUGAUGAAGGAAACUUCAGCUUCAACAACGCAUGGACUUACCUAGUUAUACUUAACAACAUGUCACAACUAUUUGCCAUGUAUUGUCUGGUGCUGUUUUAUAAAGUACUGCGUGAGGAACUGAACCCUAUCCAGCCUGUUGGCAAGUUUCUUUGUGUGAAGAUGGUAGUUUUUGUUUCUUUCUGGCAGGCUGUGCUCAUUGCAUUGCUGGUGAAAGUUGGUGUUAUUUCUGAGAAACACACCUGGGAUUGGCAAAGUGUGGAAGCUGUGGCUACAGGCUUACAGGAUUUUAUUAUUUGUGUGGAGAUGUUUCUGGCUGCUAUUGCACAUCACUACAGUUUUUCCUAUAAACCUUAUGUUCAAGAGGCUGAAGAAGGCUCAUGCUUUGACUCCUUCCUUGCAAUGUGGGAUAUUUCUGAUCUAAGGGCAGAUAUCUCCGAACAGGUUCGAAAUGUGGGGAGGACAGUUUUGGGCCAGCCAAGGAAAAUGUUUUUUGCUGAGGAUCAUGAACAAAAUGAGCAUACAAGUUUACUGUCUUCAUCUACUCAAGACCCAAUUUCUGAUGCUUCUUCAAUGCCAUCUUCACCCAUGGGUCACUAUCAGGGGUUUGGACACACUGUGACCCCUCUCACAACACCGACGACAGCCCCUGCAGUGGAUGGGAUUUUUAACCCUUCUGCCAGUCAGGAUGCUGAGGAAUCACCUGAACUAGAGAAUAACUUAGCAGAGAAAGCUCUGGAUAAAAGUUAAACUUGCCUUUUCUUUGAAUGUGUCAAGGAGUCAUUACAUACUUGCCACACGUGUCCUGUUAACAUGUACUGUUAAGGAUGGAAGUUGAAAAGCUUGAGAAAGCUGCUGCAUGGACAGGAAGAGGAUAUGGUAUGGCUGUAACUGACAUCUGAAUCCAGAAUCUAUAAUGGAUGUGAGCAUCUGUGAGUACCCCAUGGAUAUGAAACACGCACACUGUAAAGGUUUCUGCAUAAAUUUAAGCAUCAUCUUAAACUGCUAAAUGCUUCCACAUCAUAUCAAAAUUACACUGAAUUUCAUUAGUGCAAAAGAAACAUUUAAAAAAAAUCCUCUGCUCAUAUAAAAAUGAAGUGCAAGUACUACUAGCAAUGGGAAAGCCUAAUUUCAGGAAUGUAUUUUAAGGAGAGCAGUAGCAAAAACUGUUUGUGUUAACUUUGCUUGUCGUAAUGAUGGUUAACUUCCAUAGCCAGUGCUGAAUGGAAUGUGGGUGAAAUGAUAGCUUCUGUACAGAUGCCACCUUCUUCCCAUUCCUACAUAGCUAAAUAAAGUCCCUUCAUGAAGAUAGUUACUACCCAGCAUUAGUAAAGAAGCUCUACAAAGAAAACAUUCCCUGCAGGCCUUGCUAUCAAAGCCCAUGCCCAGAUCAUAUGGUUGGUGUAUCUGUUGUCUUUGAGGCUCAUAGUUUGUAAGUCUUUUAUAUCCAGAAGAGACAGCCAGGAUGGUAGGUUUUGGAUUGAUACUUUACCUUGACUAUUCUUUUCCCUAGCCUUCUGAAAUAAGAAUAAUGGUUACUUACCUUAAAAUACAUGGAGGGGAAAUGAAGGAUAUCAAAAAGUAGAAAACAAAACUGAUUUCUUUAUUUUGGGCUGCAGUAAGUUCUUUAACACUUAAGUUUUUUUAAGCUGUUAAAGCAGGAUAUCUUGUGUCUGUAGUAAUUUGUGUUCUUAAAUUUGUGUCUGUGUGUGAUCGUAUUAUGCUUCUAGUAUAGCCUGGAUUCAAAUGUAAUAGCUAUUUUUUCCCCCAGAGAAGACCUUUGCCGAGGUAAAACUAUGUAGUAAUCUAAUACUGGAGUUACUAGGACUAGAUUUCAGCCCAAGAAGCAGUACACUUUUAUCAAAAUGUUACUUUGCAAAAACUGACAAUGUCAGAGAGGCAUUGUUUUUAUCCCAUUAUCAGAUUUUUACUAUUAUUGCAUGUUUGCAAUCUGACAAAAACAACCAAACCAGUAGAACACUCCUUUUUAAAUGACAAGAUCUUAAGUUUCUUUUUCAGCAUUGUUAGCAUUUCCAGGAUAAAUGUUUAACUUCUGGCUGUCAGUAAAUUCAUCUUAAGUGCUUUUUUUGCAGUACUAGUGUGAUGUAAAUAUUGCGCCUUACUCACUAGGCUGCAUAUUUUAUAGCUGAAAUAUGUACUUGCUGUAUCUGAAGUUAGUGAGAAAGUGAAAAUCAUGAUUUUCAAUUUGCCAACUCAUUGCCUUUGUUGUAAAUAAGCAAUUAAAGAUUUUAUUUAAACAGUU